Symbiodinium sp. CCMP2592 is the source of this 2196-nucleotide messenger RNA. Lineage: Eukaryota; Dinophyceae; Suessiales; Symbiodiniaceae. The record is from the annotation of a GenBank genome assembly.
AUGGCCGGCUGCGACAGCUGCCGAAAAAACGUGUCCAGCCAUUCCUGGCCCCGCCGCAUCUUUCGAUUGUUCUCUUUUAUCUUGGUGCUGCUGCUCGUUUACCUCCUGCUGGUUGCCUUCAACUUCGAGUGGGUCCGGCGGGUUCCUGUGCAGUACACCUACGGCGACAGGCUGGAAAUCACCGUGGCGUCCUGCGACGUUCUGAUACGCGCAGGCAGCGCGCGGAAAGUGCAGGUUGAGGGCCUCCUCCAUGAAGUCAGCGUGGCGCAGACCAUGGCGACGGCGGAUGUGGUGCGCAUCGUGAACGCGCAGAACCUGAAAGGCUGUGACGAGCAGCCGAAGCGCGACUGCACCCGGCUCUGUCGUGUGAUUGCGGACGUGCCUGCCGAUUCGCCGCCGGAUACUUUGUGGAUUCAGCAGCUGAAGGAUGACAAGGCAGACCAUGUCGUGGUGGACAUCCAGGAUGUUAUGCUUAACAACCUGAUGGUCCGGGGCAGCGGGGGCAACUGGUGGGACAAAGCCGGCCCGAGCAUCGAGGUCUUCAUGCACGGAAGCACCACCCAGGGCUACAUGUACAUUACCUUGGCGAAGGGCCAGGCCAGCUUGCAGAACAACACACACAAGGGAACGGCAGAUGUCAGGUCGGACGGCAGCGUGACCAUGAGAGAGGUGGCACACACGGGCCCAGUAAAUCUGAACUGGCGCCAGCCGAACAAUCAGAUUUGCGUGGUCGCAGCGCCGGACGAGCUCGUGCUUCCCGACGAGAACGGCCCGCUGGCCUUGUGCAGCUCCACCUACUUCAAGAGCCAGUUUCAGGUCUUCUACGAUUCCAGCAAAGACUUCUUCUUGGACCGCGCGGAGUUUGGUGCGCAGCUGGCAAAGAUGCCCUACUGCUGCGGGAGCAAUUGCCCUCACUCCACCUGGUGCGAUGGAACUCUGUACCCCAUUUUCGACUUCGGCUCCAUCGAAACGGGCGCGAGUCUCAACAGCCGUGCUGAGAUUCUCUCAGCAGCCACGGUCUUUGAGAACGUGAAACAGCUGGGUUACGCCGGCAUGGUGCCUUUCUGCUUCCGGGAGGCGCAGUUAAUGAUGCCACGGAACAACACGCGCACUGUGGAGGGCUGGCCAGACUUCGUGCCGAAAGCCGAUGACGCCACGGCUCCCGUGGUCGUCACCUUCGCCAGCUGUGUCCGGCAUACAGAUUGCAAGACGGGCUACUGCGACUCGACGACCUCAACAUGUGCACCAGAUCCUUCGGUGGUCUUCAGCAUCGUUACGGGAUCCUGGGGCAGUUGUGACAAGCCUUGUGGUGGGGGACAGCAGAUCCGAGACAGGGUUUGCUUGGGCUCGGACGGCCUCAAGUAUCCCUCGUACCUUUGCCCAGGUCUGACCUCCUCCACGGAUGUCCAGGCGUGCAACACCCACGUCUGCAGUUUGCCUUUGGUCCCGACAGACUACAGCUUUGGCUUGGACAAGGACUUGCGUUCGAACUGGAUCGACAUCACUGUCACGGGGACGUUGCCCACAAAUGCCACGGCGUUCGAAAUCCGUCUGGGAAGUUCGUCUGGUGCGAUGUUGGACACCUACGUGGUGGAAGUGCUUCAGUCCGAGUGCGUGGAUGCCGGCUACUGCACGAUUCAAGCAAGCUCGCAGUUGCCGGCCUAUGUCGACCGUUUGAUGCUCAUGGGCAAGAACAGCGAUGGUCUUGGCCCUGCAGUGGAGGAGGUGUUCACGGAUCGGGUCGGAGAGACGGGCAGCCAGCAGCUGUUCACGGUGCAAAGCGAAGCUGGCAUGGUACAUUUUCACCUCGCCGGUGCUUCCAGCACCAGCGGGAGUUGGGCACCCGCAGAUCGUCUUCCCGGUAUCCGUAUGCACCUGCCAGAUGCUAGGCGGCUGAUGAGGACGGCUGGAACCAGAUUUGGAGACCCACAGUCCAGCGACCACGGUGUUGUGGUCAUCGACACUGUGGCCGUACCUGGAAUUCCAGCCACUCGCUGGAUCUAUGCGACGAGACCCGUCUUCUUGUCCAUGGACCCGGGCAACAUCGCUCCUUUUUCAUGCCCUGCCCGAUUCGACCCGAUCGACACCGAUGCAUCCGACCCGAUUUCCAGCGAUUCGAUGCGAUUUGCCGAUCGGGGGACGGAACCUAGCCACCAGGGGUCUCUGCACAAAGGCUUAACCGUCAGCCCAACCUGA